Talaromyces amestolkiae is the source of this 2013-nucleotide messenger RNA. RefSeq lists its product as uncharacterized. Gene Ontology annotation, molecular function: zinc ion binding; ubiquitin protein ligase activity; ubiquitin conjugating enzyme binding. Gene Ontology annotation, biological process: ubiquitin-dependent protein catabolic process; protein polyubiquitination; positive regulation of proteasomal ubiquitin-dependent protein catabolic process. Lineage: Eukaryota; Fungi; Ascomycota; Eurotiomycetes; Eurotiales; Trichocomaceae. Gene Ontology annotation, cellular component: cytoplasm; ubiquitin ligase complex. The transcript has a single exon. The record is from RefSeq and is a predicted model, not a curated record. The coding region runs from base 1 to 2013 and encodes 670 amino acids.
AUGAUGGCAGUUCCAACAUCUAUACCUGAGGAGGAUGACCGCUCCAUGGAGCUCUCUUCCAUUGCCGCCAUCUACCCCGAAAUUAGAAUUGACGAACGAUACCCAUUCAGAGCGUCUCUAGAUAUACCUGUAGCGCCAUCGGUCCCCAUACGCGUGCGAUUUGAGCUAGGCUCCGAGCCAUUCCAAGCCCCGAUGACCCCGCCGACAUCCCUGGACACAAAUGGUACGAGUGGAAAAGUGGAGAUUUUCAAUCUCAACAAUGCGAAUGUCGCCGAAAAUGUAUAUGACGAUGUUCAUGCUAUCUCACAUCUACCCCCCGUGACACUCGAUAUCGAAUUACCGCUAGGAUAUCCAUCAGAAAAACCGCCGAUCUUCAAUAUCAGUACCAGUCCUCAGUGGCUAUCGCCUAGACAGUUGGCAACAUUGAAAGAGGAUGGCAAGCGCCUGUGGCUUGAAGCUGGAAAGGACAUGGUAGUCUACACCUACAUCGACCACAUACAGCAAAUGACAGAUGACGUUUUUGGAAUUGCGCGCGACCAUGGUGACGAAAUCAAGCUUCCACGCGGCUUGAAGAUUGCACUUCUUGACUUUGACAUGAAGGCUAAAAGGGAGAAAUUCGAACAAGAAACGUUUGAGUGUGGUGUAUGCCUGGAACCCAAGAAGGGCGUGAAUUGCCACCGCAUGCUACUCUGUUCUCACGUUUUCUGCAUUCCUUGCUUACAAGACUUUUACAACACCUGUAUAACGGAAGGAGAUGUGGACAGCGUCAAGUGCAUGGCACCAGAUUGUGGCAGAGACACCAACCGGGCACAUGAUGCUGCUCAGGAGCCUUCUGGUGCGACCUCUCGUAAGAGGAAGAGAAGGAACAAAGACCGACUUAUCAGCCCAAGCGAACUUCUCCAAAUUCCAUUGGAACAAGAAACGGUGCAACGCUAUGUCUUUUUGAAACGAAAGAAGAAACUAGAGUCGGAUAAAACCACGGUAUAUUGUCCUCGCCAAUGGUGUCAAGGAGUCGCUCAAUCGAAGAAACACCCGAAGCCUGUUAACCCCAUGGCGGACGACUUUGAUGAUUCAGCGGAUGAGGAUGAUGCUGCAGCUGAAUUUGACCCCCUGGGCGAGGAAUCUCAGCUUCCGCCAAUGGCGGACCGGGUAGCUAUCUGCGAGGACUGUCUCUACGCAUUUUGCUGUGUUUGUAAGAAGGGAUGGCACGGCGAAUUAGUGAGGUGCUCACCAAGACGGGAAGCCGAGCUCACAGCAGAAGAGAAAGCCACGGAAGAAUAUCUCAAGCUGUACACUACGCAGUGUCCUACGUGCAAAACACCCUGUCAAAAGAAGAUGGGGUGCAACCACAUGAUUUGUUUUCAGUGCGGCACACAUUUUUGCUAUCUCUGCACAGCCUGGCUUKCGGAGGACAACCCUUACAAGCAUUUCAACACUCUCGAUAGUAGCUGCUACAAUCGUCUCUGGGACUUGGAAGGUGGCGAUGGCAUAGAUCCAGAUGGCGCCGAAGAGUUACAUCGUCCGCCAGAGAAUGUGGCGGAUUUUGAUUCCGAACCUGAAUCUGACGAUGACAAUCCUCCGGAUGACCCCGACGACGGCCAUGACCAACCAGUCUGGGAGUUUAGCCCCGAUAACAGCGAUAGCGAUAGCGACGACGAAGAUGAUCUAGGGCGUCGGAGGCCUCCACCUCCUGCCCCGGUGCCUCCUCGAGUGAUACCCGUUGCCGGUAACCCAGACGGUGAACCAGGAUUUAACCUGCGCGGCCUGGAUGCCGCAGGACGAGCCGUAGCUGCUGAGCGUCAGGCACAAGCUCUAGCUAUGGCGCAAAUCAGGGACCGUCCAGGCGCAAGAGAAGCAUUUCCCCGACCACCCGUCCGGCCCGGCGCAGGACUACCACCCCGCCGCCAUCCUCCCGGCAACCAACCCGUGCGACUAGAAGGCCUUCAACGAUUCCUAGAACUAGUCCAAAACGACCAAGAAGAUGAAUGGGACAGCGACGAGCUGAAUGAAUAG